CGAGGGCGCUGGGCAGGGGCGCGGAAGGCCGCCGCCUCGCUGAGAAGAUGGGCUCGGUCAUGGACGGCUCCGGCAUGCGCCUCAUUCACCUCGCCGCCCUCGGCGGGAGCCUGCCCGUGUGCCGCUACCUGCUCGAGGACCUCGGGUUGGACGUUGAUGUCGAGAGCCCCUUCGGCGCAACUGCUAUUGAGGCUGCUAUGGCCCGUCAGAAUGUUGAGUUGGUGCGUUAUUUCCUUGAUCGAGGUGCUAACACAGGGAAGCUCGACACAGAAGGGCGUACUCUUCUCCAUUUCGCCUCCAAAGUAGGAAACUAUGAAAUAGUAAAGCUCUUACUCUUGAAAGGAGCUCACGUUAAUGCAAUAAAUCUUGGUGGGACAGCACUACAUAUUGCUGCUUCUAGUGGGCUUGAUGAUAUUGUGAAGAUUUUGUUGGACCACGGUGCAGAUCAUAAUAUAGCUUUGAGUGGUACUGAUUAUACAGCUCUUGUUCUUGCUACUAUCGCACGCUCAACGAAAUGUGUUAAGCACCUGCUUGAGGCUGGUGCUGAUGUGGAUGGUAUUGGUAAAGAGACACCCUUAAUGAUCGCGGCCACUGCUGGCUUGACUGACAUCCUUAAGUGCUUGGUUCUGGCUGGUGCAGAUGCUAAUGUUACUAACACUUAUGGGUUCACUCCUAUAGAAAUUGUUGCACUUUCUGGUAGGCGUGAAGAUGUCGAAAUUCUAUUUCCAUUCACUUCACGUUUGUCUAAUGUGCGUGACUGGAGUGUCGAUGGAGUUAUUAGGCAUGCAAUAUCAGUGCCCCCAGCGAAGGAAGCUAUGCUUGCUAGUGCUAAAUCUAAAGCACACAAGGCGUUCAAGAAUGGGAACUAUCUUGUUGCAACAAAAAAUUAUGACGAGGCAAUGAGACUUGACCCUGGUAAUGUGACCUUGCUUUCAAAUAGGAGCCUAUGUUGGCUUCGCUUUGGUAAUGCGAGGAAGGCCUUGAAUGAUGCUCAACUUUGCAAGAUGAUGCGACCUGGCUGGCCAAAGGCCUGCUAUCGUGAAGGAACUGCUCUGAUGUUACUGAAGGACUAUGAAAAGGCUUGUGGUGCAUUUCUUGAAGGUGUUAAAUUGGAGCCAUGGAACGCAGAGAUUGAAGAAGGGUUACGAGAGGCCUUGGAAUCCUUAAAGACAUCUGGCAGUUGCACCAGAAAAGAUUUGCUGGAUCAGCACCAGCUAGUAGGCACUGUAAACUAGCACUGCUGACAGAAGAAACGGAGGUGCCCUGUUUUACUGCCCCGUAGAGCGUGGCUGCAGGCUUUGAACGAGACAAGUAGGUUAUGUUAGUUCUUUGAUGACCUUUUGCUAAUCCUCAUCAACUGAAUCGUGUGAAUCUGUGAUUCUGCGAUUGGGAUUUUCGGGGCAAAUGCUGUUUCGUACUUUGAUGGCUUCGUUGGCACGAAAGAGUUUUCCCAUUGACCAAUUUCUGAAGUAAGUGGAUUGUCGGAUUGACUUGGACCUUCUGUUCUUUGUUUUGGGCCUCUGUGAAGCCAAAUAUCCUCUUCUAUCUCUGCUGGAAUUGAUACGUGUAAUGUGGUCUUAUAAUGUAUAUGUAUGGUUGAAGUCCUUGGAAUGUUUAGCCCAAACUCCUACGGAGUAAUAUUUACCAAAAUUGUCUUAAAAA
Molecule: messenger RNA, 1662 nt
Organism: Lolium rigidum
Lineage: Eukaryota; Viridiplantae; Streptophyta; Magnoliopsida; Poales; Poaceae
Product: fibronectin type 3 and ankyrin repeat domains 1 protein-like
Exons: 10
Coding region: 48-1235 (395 amino acids)
Molecular function (GO): protein binding
Source: RefSeq, a predicted model, not a curated record